Xylona heveae TC161 is the source of this 1289-nucleotide messenger RNA. RefSeq lists its product as hypothetical. Lineage: Eukaryota; Fungi; Ascomycota; Xylonomycetes; Xylonales; Xylonaceae. The transcript has 2 exons. Bases 282 to 1124 code for a protein of 280 amino acids. The record is from RefSeq and is a predicted model, not a curated record.
GACGGGAUGGCAAAAGUCUCGACUCUCCAUCAGGCCAAAGCCCAUCCCUCCAUCCUUAACUAAGACUCUAAUAAUGCCUCCUCCCCUUUCCAAAUGAACCGUACUCCCCGGCUCUAACAACUUCCCCUCAUUAACCUUCUGCUUUGUCCCACAUCUGCUAUUUGCUGGUGCGGAUUCUCCCUGUUCCCUCGAUAUCCACUUGGCAGGCCCUAACCAUGAUCUGAGCCAUCCUUUAUGACGACGGACACUUAAUCAAGGUACACGUCUCCUAUAUAAACGCCAUGGAGGUAAUGGACAUUUGCAUGCAUGAUGUGCCAUUCACUGCCGCAGCUUUCUCUCCUUUCAACAAUCCGAACUUGAAUAAUAGUCGUUCCUGUCAACCUGUCAAUCCUCGAAAGCGAGCUGCUGAAUCCCCAGAGCCCGAAUCUUAUUCUUCGUCGCCCUUACUGGAAUCAUCACCCACGCCCUCCAUCCUCGUCCAAAGCCGCGGACUAGCGGCUUUUAAACGCUCCAAAACGGCUCCCGAAUGUCCCGAAGCGCUCCGACUCAUACCGGCUGAGCGAGCGCUUCCGUUUGAUCCAUCCUCGCUGGAUGACGCCGAGGCCGAGUUCGUCUUUAACGGUAGAAAUGUCAAGGGCGAUUGGAGCUACUGUAGACAUGUACUCGGGACACCGAUUCCUCACUGGACCAGCAAGAGCCUGCUGAUUCUUUGUGUUGUUGGGUCGACAGACGUGCACUAUAAAUUGCUUUGUCACGCACAGCCAGAGCUUCUCCGGAUAGCGCCGUUUUCGCAUUUUGCAGGCAUCAGCCAUGUACCUCGAUCCGACCUGGCGGGCUAUUCCGCCAAAGAUUCGUCGGCGAUGCUGCCAAUUCCCAUGAUUCGGGCUCGUGGUCCACCGGAACAUCAUCUGCUCAAACUCGGCCUCUUGCAUCCGCUCGGAGGUGGACAAAUUGGCUUGGACGCUGUAGUCGUCGUGGACUCUCGCGGCAGGAGAAGACUGGUUCUGCCCGUCGGCUGGGGAGCCGGAAAAUAUCUCGACGGAUAUGCUGGAUCAAAACUGAUUCAAGAGCAAUUUCUCACUGCGCUGAAACAUGCCAUGUCGGCACUGCUUUGGGAAGCGUAACCAUCGAUACCCUUGGUCAGGGCGACGGAGUUCUUAAAUACCCCGGUGCUUUUGUAAUGUUAAAAUCUGUAGUCUAUUUUACGUUGGUUUAUCUAUCGGAGUACUUGGCGAUUGUUGCUAGGUAUUUUGAGGUCCCGAGAACAAUUAAUUGUCAAUGUAUCCGCU